AUGUCCAGGGACUCUCUGGUAACCAGCUCGUUUGUGGUAGCAGACUAUGUGGUCUUUGCCCUCAUGCUGCUGCUGUCCGCUGCUGUCGGGGUCUACUAUGCCUGGGCGGACAGGGACCAGGGAACCUCUGGGGACUUCCUAAUGGGGGGCCGCAGACUGACGGCCGUGCCUGUGUCCCUGUCCCUGACUGCCAGCUUCAUGUCAGCCAUCACGGUGCUGUCAAAUCCAGCCGAGGUGUACCGCUAUGGAGCCAGCAUUGUAUUUUAUGGUCUCUCCUAUAUUAUGACCAUGGCAGUCACAUCUGAGGUCUUUCUUCCCGUCUUCUACCGGCUUGCUGUCACCAGUACGUAUGAGUAUCUGGAGCUGCGUUUCAACAGAGCAACCCGUCUGCUGGGAACUGGGCUCUUCAUUGUGCAGACGAUUCUCUACACUGGAAUCGUCAUUUAUGCUCCAGCACUUGCCUUGAAUCACGUAACUGGGAUGCAUCUGUGGGGCGCUGUCAUCUCCACAGGGGUGGUGUGUACCUUUUACUGCACGAUGGGUGGUCUGAAGGCAGUGGUGUGGACUGAUGUCUUUCAGCUUGGCGUCAUGGUCGCAGGCUUCCUGGCUGUUAUCAUCAGGUCUGUGGUUUUGCAAGGGGGAGUCUUCAACAUCAUUUCAGAUUCAGAACACGGAGGGAGACUCAAUCUUUGGGACUUUGACACGAACCCUCUGAAAAGACACACUUUUUGGACCAUAACGAUUGGCGGGACGUUUGUGUGGGUCAGUAUCUAUGGGAUCAACCAGGCCCAGGUUCAGAGAUACAUCUCCUGUAAGAGCAUCACCCACGCCAGAGUAUCUCUGUACAUCAACCUGUUAGGCCUCUUGUCCAUCUUGCUCUGCUCAGUGUUUGCAGGGAUGUGCCUCUACUCCGUCUAUAAGAGCUGUGACCCAUGGUCAGCUGGUCUGGUUUCUGCUACUGAUCAGCUGAUGCCAUAUUUGGUGAUGGACAUCUUGGGAGACUAUCCUGGCCUUCCUGGACUAUUUGUUGCAGCAGCAUAUAGUGGAUCUUUAAGCACAGUGUCUUCCAGCAUCAAUGCACUGGCUGCAGUGACAGUGGAGGACCUGAUCAAACCGUACACUAACAUGUCUGAGAAACACUUGGCCCGCACCUCGAAGGGACUGAGUCUCGUAUACGGGGCUUUAUGCAUUGGAAUGGCUGGACUGGCUUCACUGAUGGGAGGGGUGUUACAGGCAGCCGUCAGUAUAUUUGGGAUCAUUGGAGGUCCUUUACUUGGCCUGUUCACACUGGGUAUCCUCUGUCCAUUUGCCAAUUCCAAAGGAGCUUUGUCAGGUCUUGUGGCUGGGUUGGUCAUGUCCCUGUGGGUGGGCAUCGGAGCUCAGAUAUACCCUCCCCCUCCUGACUUGACCCGACCGCUGCCACUGACCACGGAGGGCUGUAACUUCACCACCACAGGCAGCCUGAACUGGACCUCCACGGCUCUGCCAACGCAACCAAACUCCACCACUGCCCCAGCACACAACCUCGACAGCAGGCCUGUGCUGGCAGAUAACUGGUACUCUCUGUCCUACAUGUACUUCAGCCCUAUUGGAACCAUAGUAGCAAUUAGCGUGGGGCUGAUAGUCAGUCUGUUCACAGGAGGCUGGGGUCAGAAGGUGGAAGCAAGACUUCUAUUAAUGAAAGAGGACACAACUCUUUAUCACCUGAUCAGGUGUUUCAAAGACAGAGUAAGACGACUCGACCUCACAACGGAUUGCGACAAAAAAAUUGGCAACACAAACCCUGCUUUCUGUGAUGUUGAGCUGGACCACACCAAAAGCUGCACUCCCACAUGA
Messenger RNA from Hippoglossus stenolepis (Pacific halibut), 1836 nucleotides. RefSeq names its product solute carrier family 5 member 8 (gene slc5a8). Gene Ontology annotation, biological process: sodium ion transport; propanoate transmembrane transport. NCBI's taxonomy places the organism in Eukaryota, Metazoa, Chordata, Actinopteri, Pleuronectiformes, Pleuronectidae. The coding region runs from base 1 to 1836 and encodes 611 amino acids. The transcript is spliced from 17 exons. The record is from RefSeq and is a predicted model, not a curated record. Gene Ontology annotation, cellular component: membrane. Gene Ontology annotation, molecular function: organic acid:sodium symporter activity.